Messenger RNA from Strongylus vulgaris, 684 nucleotides. Lineage: Eukaryota; Metazoa; Nematoda; Chromadorea; Rhabditida; Strongylidae. The record is from the annotation of a GenBank genome assembly.
CGUAUAAUCCGCUUAACUGAAUGCACUGACAUGGAUUUGGUCAGCGAAGUGUUGCGACUUCUGCAGACCAUCAGUAAGCGUUCAAAAUUUUUGACGCAAAGAUUAUGCCCUGAAGAUCAGGCGUCCCUCGUGAUGAGUCUCACAGCGAUGGCUCAGUGCUGGGGAGGUAAAUUACGAAAUUUGAAAAUGGAAGAUUGUGUACGAAGUGAUGUGAAGCUUCCGCCCUUGUUUCCAUUUACCUUCACAGACAGUAAAGCCAAAAAUUCCAUUGUUUUCGAACGUCACAUGGUGAAUCAGCCGCUGCUCAAGGUCGUGGACGAAUUCGCGGCAGGGAUGACACCGGAGGAUCGAUACAGCUUACUGGCCAGAAUACGAAUGUUACGGAAUUUUGAAAUUCGUGAACAUCGAAUGCAAUGUCUCAUAGUACGACUGCUUUCAAUAUCUACCUUAAUAUACUGCAAAUGUCAGCCGGACGAGGUCCAGAUCAACGCUUUAUUGUACAAUGGUUUUAUCGAAGAGGCUGUGGCCUUGUUGAAAGUUGAUUUAAAUUCGCACGAGCUUAUGGAUCCCAUUCAAACAGAAGCACUGCGGAUGUUAUGCAGUGUUGUGUCGUUAGAGAAAGUUAGCAGAUUUCGUGAUGAUUUUGUGGUCAACAUCCCAUGCGGCAAAGUCAUACUUCAAUGA